AUGUAUUCAAAAGCCAUGAUCCGCCAAAUUCACGCUGGCGUCUCGUCGAUCGGCUUGGCGCUGAACUUGCUGGCCAUUUUCCUGAUCCUCAAAAAUAAACACAGCGUUGUCGGCCGAUAUGCAUAUCUCUUAUUCUGCUUCUCAAUUAUCAACCUCGUCUACGUUUUGGUGGAUUUGCUAUUUGCUCCCGCCAAUAUCGUCUCCGGACACACAUUCAUGCUAGUAAAUCUGUCAGUUUCAUUACCGACACCAUGGCUGAAUUACAUCCCAGUAAUACUCUACUGCGUCUUGUGCUGUCAAACUCUGGUCUUCUUAAUGUUCCAAUUUGUCUACAGAUACGCUCAACCCGAACUCAACCCCGAUCUCUGGGUGGGCUACCUCGGCACAUUUCUGGUAAUCGGCAUGUUGGCCUCGAUCUGGAUGGUCAUCAUCUACUCCGGCUACAACGUCUACAAUGCGUUGAGCACCGCCAGGAUCGACCUCAUUCUACCGUAUCUUCUGCUGCCGGAGCGUCACCGGAAGCCAAGUGUACUCCAGUCAAAACGCCAAAUUCUCCCAACAAAUCAAAGCGAACUCGAC
Messenger RNA from Mesorhabditis spiculigera, 579 nucleotides. The record is from the annotation of a GenBank genome assembly. NCBI's taxonomy places the organism in Eukaryota, Metazoa, Nematoda, Chromadorea, Rhabditida, Rhabditidae.